UCACUAUUAUCCCUAGAACAAAUCCCCAACAAGAACAAACAAACCAAUUUGAUUGAAAAAUUCAACAAUCCCUUAAAAUAGAAAGCUAAUCCCAACCAAGAAACAAGCCAAAAAACAUGUCCAUCUCAACUUUAUCACCUCAUCUUCAAACAACAACAACACAUAGUUCUAUCAUCAUCAACACCUCAAGAACAUGAAGCUCAUAUCAAUUGCUGCCAUGGCUAUCACAAUUCUAUCAAUCACCCACUUUCAGAUACUCGCCGACGACCCCCAAAAGCCCUUCCUUACCAACGCCGAUCUCAUCACCAAAACCUGCAGCAGCACCCCUUACAACGACCUAUGCCUAUCAAUCUUAGAGUCAUCACCCAACAGCAAUGGCACAGAUCUGUAUGGGCUAACAGAGAUCAUGUUGUAUAUUGCAGCUGAGAAUGUGAGCCUCAUACAUGAACACCUAAUGGAAUUACAAAACAAGACAGAAAUGGAUACCUUCAUGGAUGAGUGUUUGACGGAUUGCUUGGAGAGCUAUCAGGACGCGACCGACCAAAUCGAGGACUCGAUCACGGCGCUCGAGUUCAAAGCGUAUCAUGAUAUCAAGACAUGGGUAGCAGCAGCCAUGAAUGAUGGAGCUGUGUGUGAAAAUGGGUUCAAAGAGAAACCAGACCAUAAGUCACCAAUUGUGGAGAUGUCUAAAGUUUUUGAUCAGAUCUGCAGCAUUAUUCUGGCUAUGGCAAAUAUCUUGUCUCAGGGAAAUAGGAACAUGAACUCUGAGGAUAUAUUUAAUUUCUAAAGGGAAUUCUAAGCUCUAGUUCGAUUCGUUUUGAAGUUUCGUAUGAACAAGAUCGUUUUUUGAAUGUAAGAGAUCGAUUGAAUCCAUUCGGUUUAAAGUUUUGUAUACCAUACGUGUUUAUGUAAGCAAGAUUCUUCUUUGAAAGUAAGAGAUCGUAUGGAGUGUUUAUGUAAA
Molecule: messenger RNA, 961 nt
Organism: Cucurbita pepo subsp. pepo (vegetable marrow)
Lineage: Eukaryota; Viridiplantae; Streptophyta; Magnoliopsida; Cucurbitales; Cucurbitaceae
Product: putative invertase inhibitor
Molecular function (GO): enzyme inhibitor activity
Source: RefSeq, a predicted model, not a curated record